This is a messenger RNA of Volvox carteri f. nagariensis, 1644 nucleotides long. RefSeq lists its product as uncharacterized. The transcript is spliced from 10 exons. Lineage: Eukaryota; Viridiplantae; Chlorophyta; Chlorophyceae; Chlamydomonadales; Volvocaceae. Gene Ontology annotation, molecular function: 2 iron, 2 sulfur cluster binding; chlorophyllide a oxygenase activity. The coding region runs from base 1 to 1644 and encodes 547 amino acids. The record is from RefSeq and is a predicted model, not a curated record.
AUGGUACCCAGUCGCAUUCACCAAUCCUAUAUCACUGCGCUCCACGCACCGUCAACCAGGGAUCUGGACAGGUCCCGACCGCACCGCUUCGUGCUGCUGAACAUCCCGCUGGUCAUCUGGUGGGACUCCAAUGCAGCCAGCUGGCGCGUGUUUGAGGACGUGUGCCCGCACCGGCUGGUGCCCCUAAGGUGCGCGGCAACAGAGCGGGAUGAGGGUAGUGAGGGUCCCCAGCACGUUUACACUAAUACACUAACCAUCGGCCCUACCUGUACACCCCUACGCAGUGAGGGCCGCAUAAAUAAGGCCGGACUGCUGGAGUGCGGCUACCACGGCUGGGCCUUUAACAGUCAGGGCCGUUGCGAGGUGGUCCCGCAGCAAGGCAAGUCUGAUACACCGCGCGCCUGCGCGGUGGCCUUCCACGCUGCUGAGCGCCAGGGCCUGAUGUUCGUGCUGCCCAGGCCGCUGCCAUCUGCGCUGCUGCCUAACGGUGCUGCUAACGGCUGCCUGGGCGAGGCGCUUGCAGAGGCGGUGGCAGAGGAAACACGGAUUCCGCUGGUUCCGGAGCUGGACGAGCCGAACGGAAAAUGGAUUGCACAGGACGUGUGGCGCGACCUGCCGUAUGACUGGUCAACGCUGAUGGAGAACGUGCUGGACGCCAGUCACGUGCCCUUCACCCACCAUGCCUCCAUGAGCAACAGGAACACCAUUGGCCUGUACGACCUGAAGCUGGUGACGCCGCUAUCGGAGCGCGGGUUUACGGGAGUAUGGAAGACGGGGCCCCGUGCCGGCAAGCUGGGUCCGCAGUCCACAGUCUUCACCGCUCCGGCCUUCAUGCGCAACCGCCUGGACGCCAAGGGCUUUUCCGCAAUGACAGUGGUGUAUGCUGUGCCCAUGCGCCCCGGCAAGUGCCGCCUCAUCAACCGAAAUAUCCUCCGAUUCAAUAACCCGAUACCACAGCUUGUCUUCAGCUCCCUGCCGGACUGGUGGUCGCACGUGUCCUCCCACGUGCUGCUCGAGGAUGACCAGAUUUUCCUGCACCUAGGAGAGGAGGAGCUGGCCAGGAGGAGGGCAGCGGGACUGACGCACUCGCAGGUGUGCUACAUGCCCUCGCAAGCCGACACGUACGUCAUUGCUUUCAACCGCUGGAUCCAAAAGUACGGCGGCGGUGGUCCUUUUGGUGGCACUGAUGCGGGUUUCGUGGAGGCCCUGGGUGCGCGCCUUAGUCGGAAGGAGCUGCUCGACCGAUACAGCCAGCACACCGAAAACUGCGCCACGUGCCAGCGGGGGCUCAAACUUAUCGCCGCCGUGCGUGCCGUCGCUGGUGCUGUACAGCUGGCGGCGGGCGCGAUGUCCCUCUUCUGUGCGGCCGUCGGCGUGGCUGCCGCGUCGACGGCGACAGCGGCUGGUGCGGCGGCAGCAGCGGCAGCGCCUGGCGAUGCUGUUGCCGCUGUCGGGUCAGCCUUGGUGGGCCUAGCAGCCACGGUGGCGGGUCCGCUGGAUCCCACUGGUGUGACGCAUAUGGUCCGGGCGGCGGUUUGGGCGUUGGGUGCUGCCGCGGCGGCGCUGGCAGUUUCCCGAUUGGAAGGUCUACGGCGGUCCUUUUACGAGGGAGUAUAUCCGCCGCCUCGUAAUUUGAAACCAUAA